This is a messenger RNA of Triticum aestivum (bread wheat), 3675 nucleotides long. Its product is annotated as putative disease resistance RPP13-like protein 1. The transcript has a single exon. Gene Ontology annotation, molecular function: ADP binding. Bases 1 to 2469 code for a protein of 822 amino acids. The record is from RefSeq and is a predicted model, not a curated record. NCBI's taxonomy places the organism in Eukaryota, Viridiplantae, Streptophyta, Magnoliopsida, Poales, Poaceae.
AUGAGCUUUUCGGCUGCCAUUGGGGUCAUCAGUGGAUUCAAUGAAUGUGUCACUUCGUGGCAGUGGGCCAAAUCUGCCAUUUCAUCUCUUCACUCCAGAUGGACUGGCUCAGAGGAGCAAAGUCUCCAGGAUCGUGUAUUGCAGUUGGAGAGUAGCCUGCAACUUCUCAAGGAUACUCUUCCCGCAAUGCACGACCUCAUUAAUAAAGCAGAGUGGAGGAGCCACGAACACGGUGUGGCCAAACUCCUCCCAAAUCUCAAGGAUGCAGUGUCUGAGGCCGAGGACCUUCUUGACGAGUUCACAUGGUACGAGAAGAAGGUGCAAGUAGAGGGUGAUACAAGUCAAUCUCCUUUCACUGAAUUCUUUGAUACGGUUGUCCCAGGCAGCUUCAACAAAUUGAAUGGUGUGCAGAUUAGGUUGAAUCAUCUUUCGGUUCAGCUUGAUAAUAUUGGGCUUCGUGGAGUUACACACCGCUUUGACAAAUUAGUCAGGCCAGAGACCACCUCUUUGCCAAAUGAAACAAAAAUAUUUGGUCGUGACAAGGAGCUGGAGCAGAUACUGGGGUUUCUCAAUGUACCUAAUAAAAUUUCAAAACGCAAGAGAGCAACUAUUUCAAUCAAUGCAUCAACAAGCGCACCAUCAAGCCUUCCUGUUUUGCCAAUAGUUGGAAUUGGUGGUGUUGGAAAGACUACUUUGGCCCAACAUAUAUGCAUCAACAAACGAGUGAAGUCUCACUUUGACCUUAUAAUUUGGAUUUGUGUCUCGGAUGACUUUGAUGUGAAGAGGUUAACUAAAGAGGUCAUACAAUCCUGUACUGGUAAGGAGACAAGGACUGAUAAUUUGGAUUCUCUUCAGAAUGCUCUCUAUAACCAUGUGAACAAUAAAAGGUUACUGAUAGUCCUUGAUGACAUGUGGGAUGAUGCUUUGAAGGAAAAUGGGCAGUGUUGGAAGAGGUUUUGUGCACCUUUCCGAAGUGUCCAAGAGGGAAGUGCGAUGCUGGUCAGCACUAGGUGUCCAAAGGUUGCCAUGGGGGUGCGCACAAUUGAGCCCAUUAUAUUAGCAGGUCUAAAUGAUGUUGUCUUUUGGAAUUUCUUUAAAUUGUGCGCGUUUGGAUCCGAGAGUUCUAGCAAUGACCCUGAGUUAGAACAUAUUGGUAGAAGAAUACUUCCUAAAUUGAAGGGUUCUCCUUUGGCCGCCAAAACUCUGGGACGCAUGUUAAGCAUGGACCUUCAAGCAUCACAUUGGAAUUUUAUACUUGAGAGUGAACUGUGGGAGUUGAGACAAGAGGAGACGAACAUUUUGCCUGCCCUUCGGUUGAGCUACAUGUAUUUACCAUUCUAUUUGAAGCAAUGCUUCUCAUUCUGUGCAGUGUAUCCGAAAGAUUACAAAUUUGAGAAGGCAUUCUUAGCUGAGAUUUGGGUAGCAGAAGGCUUCGUGGAACAUCAGGGUGGUAUUCCAAUUCAAGGUAUUGGCUGUCAGUAUUUUGAAGAUCUUGUAGCACGGUCCUUCUUUCAAAAAGUUGGUGGCAGAUAUGUUAUACAUGACUUGCUGCAUGACAUGGCACAAAUGGUUUCAGAGCAUGACUGCUUCAUCUUAAGAAAUAAGAGUGACUUUGAUAAAGUUCCGCAGAAUGUUCGUCAUCUGCACGUACUCCCUAGCAGUGACUUUGACUAUUCUAACUUGUUGAGAAUAUGCAAGUACACAAAGCUGCGUACCAUUAUUUGCAAGAAGAAUUUAGGGAAAAAGAUUGGCUUUGUAAUGGACCAAUGGUGUACUAAACUUCUGUGUAUGCGUGUGAUUUCGUGUGCCUCCACAAAUGAGUUACCAGACAAUAUUGGCAACUGGAAGCAUCUUCGGUACCUUGAAAUCUCCCGAGCGUGUCCUUUGAAGAGGAUUCCUUCAACUUUCUGUUGGCUGUAUAAUCUGCAGAUUUUAUAUGCCAAGAAAUGCAAGCUAGAAUGGUUUCCAAGUGAGUUUGGUAAGUUGAUCAGUUUACAGAAACUCGAAUCCUAUGGAUUGUCGUAUUAUGCUGGGGGUCGCAUGACUCUUGAUUCAGCCAAUGGGCAGGGACAAGCAGGAAUCAGGUUAAUAAAGAAUUUGAACCAAUUUAGUGGACACUUGGAGAUAUGUAAUGUUGACAUGCUAAGUAAGGAUCAUGCAAGAGAAGCCGAACUGAAGAAUAAGAAAUAUCUUGACGAGUUGAAGCUCGUUAUGCAUCCAGCCAAUGGGUUGCCAUAUUAUGCUGGGGGUCACAUGACUCUUGAUUCAGCCAAUGGGCAGGGACAAGCAGGAAUCAGGUUAAUAAAGAAUUUGAACCAAUUUCGUGGACACUUGGAGAUAUGUAAUGUUGACAUGCUAAGUAAGGAUCAUGCAAGAGAAGCAGAACUGAAGAAUAAGAAAUAUAUUGACAAGUUGACGCUGAAUAUGCAUUCACAGGGCCGGGGUCUCAAACCAUCCAGCACAAUGUGAUAGCAGCGCUUGAAGUUCUCCAACCUCCUAUCAGUCUCAAGUCUUUGUUUCUCAAGAAUUAUGCCGGUGUCUCGUUUCCAAGCUGGUUUCAGCCACAAAAUUUGCCAAGCUUGAACUCACUUACUUUUAAACACAGUGUUGGACUUAAGAGCCAGUCAUUUUCCAUGAUCACACCGAGUAUAAAAUUAAAUGAGAUACACACAGUUGGCACUUUCAGGUCCCUGACAGACCUAACCAUUUGUGGCUGCGGAAAUAUAACAAGCUUGAACAUUUUCUGCAUCCAGAUUAUUUCCCAGCCAUUAAGAGAAUAAGAAUUAUUUCUUGCUAUAUGUUAACUUCAGUACCUACCAAAAAGUUUGGGGAUUUUCAUUUCCUUGAAGAACUGGAUGUGCGCUAUUGUCCAAACAUCCGCCUACAAAGAUUGGUUUCACCGUCCCUUAAGAAUCUUAGUCUGCGGGAUUCUGUUCUCUUUUACAAAAUUGACUGCUGCUCCCUCACCGACUUUCGCUUACAUUGUUCUUCUGGCACAUCCAUCCAACUACAAAUGUGGAGUCUUCCAUCUCUUCGGGAGCUAACCAUUAGGUGUUCGUCACUUACAUCUAUUGGAGGAAGCAUUACAGCAUUGUCGUCCCUUAAUGUCCUAAGUAUUUCUUUCUGUUCUAUAAAUUGUCAACCCUUGACAAUCUCCUAACACAAGAAUAUCUACCUGCUAUUGAGAAAAUUCACAUAGGAAGUUGUCCUGAGUUACUGUCCCUGCCAGUUGAAAGGCUUGUGAGUUUAAAUUCUCUGAAACAUCUGCUGGUUCAUGAUUGCCCAACCCUCAACUGGCAAAUGGGACUGGUGUUGCCAUCAAAUCUCCAAAGUCUGAGUUUAAAGUGGUGUGGGGAUAUCUCUCCAUACAUUCCCAGCUGCCUAGAGAACCUCACAUCCCUCAUCUCAUUGGACAUUGCUGGAUGCCAGGGCAUAACAUCCAUUCCAGGCAACAUUUAGUGCAGUAAUCUCGCAUCACUUGAGGAAUUGGUGAUUGAGAAUUGUCCAAACCUAGUUUCAAUUGGUGGAGCCGAGGCACUUGCAAAAAUAAAGAAGGUGUCUAUAUGUGGGUGUCCAAAGUUAAAGGAAGCGGAGCAGAUCCUUUAGAUUCUGCCAAAGGUAUUGUGCCAACACUUGUUUCCUGUCCUUGAAAUUCAAAUAGUUACGUUCCUAUUG